AACAUAGUGGGCUUGCAGAAAAUUAUUCUCAGCAGAAACAAACUUACGGGUCCGAUGCCAUCCAUCUUGGUCAACAUGUCUUCGUUGCAAUACAUUUAUCUAACCGAUAACAUGUUGGUUGGUACACUACCAAUGUACAUCUUUGAUCAUCUUCCUAACUUACAAGUUAUCUCUUUGAGUAGGAAUCAUUUUCAUGGUCAACUUCCGUCCACUUUGUACAAGUGUAAACAGUUACAAGCUUUAUCCCUUUCCGUGAAUAAUUUCAAUGGAAGGAUAUCUCCUGAAAUAGGGAAUUUAUCCAUGCAUACAGAGUUAUAUCUUGGCCAGAACAACUUUGAAGGUCCAAUACCAAGUGAAAUUGGUAAUCUCCAGAAUCUCGAGUUUAUUACCACCUCAGAAAAUGGUUUUGUUGGCCCAAUUCCAUUCGAGAUCUUCAAUAUCUCAAUGAUACAAACUAUUUCAAUGGGGUUUAACAAAUUUUCAGGCCAUCUUCCAUCAGAUAUGGGCCUCUUCCUUCCAAAGCUCAAAAUACUCGGUCUUCCAGAAACUAAAUUGAGUGGAAGAAUUCCCAAUUCCAUCUCCAAUGCUUCACAGCUCACUCGCCUAGACUUGAGUCGUAACUCAUUGUCGGGCAUAAUUCCUGAAACAAUUGGUAAUUUAAGGUUCCUCGAGUGGCUCAACCUGGAAUUUAAUAAUUUGACCAUGGGAAGUCAAGAAUUGAGUCUUUUGAUCUUUUACUUAUCGAAUUGCAAAAAUCUUAGACAAAUAUCUUUUUCAUCAAAUCCCCUUCAUAGCUUCCUUCCCAAUUCCGUUGGUAACCUUUCUCUCUCUCUUCAAGGACUUGACCUAUCUUCUUGCCAUAUUAAGGGAAGCAUUCCGUCAGAGCUUGGGAAUCUAAGUAGUUUGAUUACUUUGGAUUUAUCCAACAACGAAUUGAAAGGACCCAUUCCAACUACAUUAGGAAGAUUGCGCAUGUUACAAGCUUUGUCUCUUGGAGCUAAUAAACUAGAGGGUCAUAUCCCGUCUGAUCUUUCUCAUCUAAAGAGCUUGUAUAUCUUGUCUCUAGAUAGCAAUAAGCUUUAUGGACAUAUUCCAACAUGCAUAAGCAAUCUAACUUCCCUAAGAUAUCUCUACUUAGGUUUCAACCAAUUAACUUCCACGAUUCCUUUGAGCUUUUGGAGGCUUACAAAUCUCUUGGAGGUUGACCUGUCAUCCAAUUCGUUAACUGGCAUACUUUCAUUAGAGAUUGGAGAUAUGAAAGUCUUAAGGAUAUUGAAUCUAUCAAGAAAUCAACUAUCAGGGAAUAUCCCAAUAACAAUUGGUGGCCUCAUAGAUCUAACUAAUCUCUCUUUAGCAGUCAACCAACUAGAAGGUUCAAUUCCAGAGUCUUUUGGUGCACUCUUAAGCUUGGAGAUCUUAGAUCUUUCCUACAACAAUUUAUCUGGAAGAAUUCCCAAGUCCUUAGAAGCACUUUUGUACCUCAAGUAUCUAAAUGUCUCUUUCAAUAAUCUACGAGGGAAAAUUCCUACGGGAGGGCCAUUUGUACACUUCUGGUCUGCUUUGUUUAUCUCAAAUGAUGCGCUUUGUGGUGCUUCUCGAUUACAAGUUCCUCCAUGCCAAGAAGGUUCUCCUCGCAGAAAAAAGGCCAUAGUAUCGCAUCUACUAAAGUAUCUAUUACCCACAAUUGGGUUAGUGAUGCUUGUAGUGGUUUCUUCAUUAGCCUAUAAAAUAUGUAAAAAAGAGAAUCCUAAGUUUCCACAACAGACAGAUUCAUACAAUUUACCUACAUGGAGAAGAAUUUCUCACCAAGAACUGGUACUAGCAACAGAAAGAUUCAGUUUAAACAACUUACUUGGUGAAGGGAGUCUUGGAUCAGUAUACAAGGGAACACUUUCCGAUGGGAUGAAUAUUGCUGUAAAAGUUAUAAACUUGCGAGUAGAAGGGGCACUUAAGUGUUUUGAUGCAGAGUGCGAGGUAUUACGGAAUGCUCGUCAUCGCAAUUUGGUCAAAAUCAUUAGCGUUUGUAGCAACAUCGACUUCAAGGCCCUUGUAUUGGAAUACAUGCCAAAUGAGAACUUAGAGAAGUGGUUAUACUCUCAUGAUCGUUGUUUGAAUUUCUUACAAAGGCUGAAGAUAAUGAUUGAUGUCGCAUCAGCAUUGGAAUACCUUCAUUAUGGUUACUCAGCAGUUAUUGUUCAUUGUGACUUGAAGCCAAGCAAUGUCUUAUUAGAUGUGGAUAUGGUUGCACAUGUUGCUGAUUUUGGCAUCGCCAAACUCUUAGGUGAUGAGGAUUCUAUGAUGCGGACCAUGACUCUUGCUACUUUGGGAUAUAUGGCACCGGGUGAUUUUUUUAAUUUACUACUAAAACUCUCUUAUUCAUUAUUUUACUUGUACACAAUUAAGUCUUAUCAUAUGAUAGAACAUUCAUCUACACAAUUUAUCAAUUUUGCUUUGAUUUUUUUUUUCACUACUAUCAAAUAUUGAAGUAAGUUCUAACAAUAAGUUGUAAUGUUAUGCACAGAGUAUGGAUUAGGAGGAGUUGUUUCUACAAGAGGAGAUGUGUAUAGUUAUGGCAUUCUACUCAUUGAGACUUUUACAAGAAAAAAACCUACAGAUGACAUGUUUGUAGGAGAAAUGAGCUUGAAGCAUUGGGUAAAUGAAGCAUUGCCCAUUUCAACGAUUGAUAUUGUUGAUGCUAGAUUGUUGGGAAACGAAAGAUAUUCUAUUGCCUUGGAGGAGUGCAUAUCUUCAAUUAUGAGAUUGGCUUUAGAUUGUUCUGCAGAGUUGCCUGAACAAAGAACUAACAUGAAAAUUGUUUUAGCCACUCUAAAGAAGAUCAAAACAAAGUCUUUAAGAGAUGU
Molecule: messenger RNA, 2861 nt
Organism: Juglans microcarpa x Juglans regia
Lineage: Eukaryota; Viridiplantae; Streptophyta; Magnoliopsida; Fagales; Juglandaceae
Product: probable LRR receptor-like serine/threonine-protein kinase At3g47570
Exons: 2
Coding region: 55-2484 (809 amino acids)
Biological process (GO): protein phosphorylation
Molecular function (GO): protein binding; protein kinase activity; ATP binding
Source: RefSeq, a predicted model, not a curated record